Messenger RNA from Epithele typhae, 2103 nucleotides. RefSeq lists its product as uncharacterized. NCBI's taxonomy places the organism in Eukaryota, Fungi, Basidiomycota, Agaricomycetes, Polyporales, Epitheliaceae. Bases 1 to 2103 code for a protein of 700 amino acids. The transcript has 5 exons. The record is from RefSeq and is a predicted model, not a curated record.
AUGCCCAUAGGCGCCGGCCUGUCGCGCUAUGACGCGAAUAUCUUGAUCUCGCACUACCUUGCUCACUACAUCCACCACAUCGCACUCCAGCCGCUUGUGAUUGACGUCAAAAUGGCCCUCAAGCCCACAAUCAUUCUUCUCACCCUCAUGAGAGAGGGGAAGUGGUACAUGGAAGAGAGGCCAAAGCACCUCAUCGACGCUUUCAGCCGUGUACAACAGCCUGUAAUUGCCUGCGGAAGUCCGGAUCGUCUCCUCCACCUACUUUCCAAGUCACCACGUGCAGUGCUCGUACAGGACGCCGGGAUCGCGCUCAUCCCCGAAUAUCUACCUGUGGCCAACGCCCUCGCGAAAUAUACUCGAGAGGGAGGCACAGUCAUCGUCGGCUGGGACUUCAACAAUCGGAUUCUCGACGACCCGAUGCUAGAGCUCUCCGAGCUGUGGGGGCUCUCCUGGCGCCUUGGCUCAUACUUCCGCACCACCUACCACCUCCAAACCUCGUUCACCGGCGGAAUCGACACCAACAGCCUCGCGUCGACAUACAGCGCCAAGGCCCAGAAACUGCUCGGCGUCGACCCCGCGCAUGCCCUCUAUACGCCCGGGCCAGGCUCUGUCGUAGAAUCCAAGGUCUUCCCACCCGAUUUCUGCCCCGUGCGGACAGACGACGUUGCGUUCGCGCUCGCGCCCGUUGGACAAGGCUUUUUUGGGUUCGCGGGCGACGUCAACGACGAGAACGACACGACAAAGGCUGUCCUGGCCGUGCUCGGCAUCCCACAUGAGUUCAUCCCGUCCAAGCUCAGCCAGCCAGGUCAGAUCGCGGUGUCCUUCCGAGGCGGAAGCGAAGCGCCUCAUCAGGUCUCGAAUGGGGACGAGAACCCGGCGUUGGCGAUCUACCCGGAUGCGGUGCGACCUGCGGAGGGGGAGAACUACUCGGGGACGAAGGCGCCGGGGCGGCCUCCAGUCUGGGCGCCGACGAGGGAGGUCAAGGAGAGAGGCAUGCCGGAGGCGGACAGGAAUGCCUGUCAACCCAUCAUCUUGCUGACCCUUGACAAGAAGGGUCUCUAUUACAUGCAGGAGCAUCCGCAACACCUUAUCGACGCAUUCACCCGUGCUCAGCAGCCAACGAUCGUUUGCGGGGACUCGGCUCGCCUACUCAGCCUCAUUUCUAGGUCCCCUCGCGCCGUGCUCGUCCAAGACGGAGAAAUAGCGCGCGACUUCCCUCUCGCCCAGACCCUCGCCCACUACACCCGCGAAGGAGGCACCGUCAUCCUCGGCUGGGACCUCAACAAUCACAUCCUGCAUGAGGAGUUUGCGGCGCUCAUCUCCUUCUGGGGCCUCCCAUGGCGGCUCGGCUCGUACUUCCGCACCACAUACGUCCGCCAGGAUACGUUCACCGGCGCGUUCAAGCGCGACGGUCUUGCGCCCGCGUACAGCGCCAAGGCUCACAAGCUGCAGGGCGUGGCUCCCGCGCAUGCCCUCUACGCGCCCGGGCCCAAGUCCGUCGUCGAGUCCAAGGUCUUCCCUCCCGACUUCUGCCCCGUGCCGCGGGACGAGUGUCCGGUCGCGUGGGCACCGGUCGGAAAAGGCUUCUUCGGCUUCACGGGCGACAUCAACUUCGAGAACGACACGACCAAGGCCGUGCUCGCCAUGCUUGGCAUCCCUCACGCGUUCAUCCCCUCCGUACACUCCGGCCCCGGGAACGUCAGGUUGAAUGUCACCUUCCCCGGAAACGAGCAUCCGAACAGCAAAGACCAAGCCUCUGGGGGAACUGACGAUCCCCCGAUGGCGGUCGCUUCGGACGUGGUCCGUCGCGCGGACGGGAAGUCGUUCUCUGGAGCUCGAUUGCCUGGGAUGUCGCCUAUCUGGUCUCCGAUGGAUAUGAAUGCAGACCCUCUCAGCGGCAGCAUGCCCGAACCUGAUCCGGAUGCGUGCGCCGUGUGCGCGAAACCCGCACAAAGUCGGUGCAGCAGCUGCAAGCUGGUCAAGUACUGCUCCGCUGCCCAUCAGCAGCAGGAUUGGAAGGACCACAAGCCGUUGUGCAAGAAACUUCAGCGGGUGGGCGCCGACGGAGUUUCAAACAAGCACAACCCGUGGGCCACACAGUAG